ACAGGCGGCGAUGAAAACAAAACGACGCUCACAAAUCACCCAUAAUUAUUCGUUCAUGCAACACAAGUUGUCUGAAUUUAGACCAAGAUUACAAUUUAAGUAAAUUAGGAAAACUAGACAGAUCGAACCGUGAGUUAACAUCUUACGAUAUAUGACACCAACAUAUUAGCUUACCGCUAGCUGCUAGCAAGCAAACUAGCUUAGCUGCUGCAGACGACACGGCUUAGGCUUUAGCGACAACUUAAAAGGAAAAAAACAAUGUCGGACGAUUAUGAAUUCAGCGAAGAUCCGACCAUGAUGCGAAUGGAAGAGGACGGGGAAGCGACCAGUGAUGACCCGAUGUCUGCGGCCGGAGACUGUGGCCUGAUGGGGGGCGAGGCCGAAGGGUCCAAAAUAGACGCCAGUAAAAACGAGGAGGAUGAGGGGAAGAUGUUUGUUGGAGGGCUCAGCUGGGACACGACCAAGAAGGACCUGAAGGAUUACUUUUCCAAGUACGGAGAUGUUGUAGACUGCACCCUGAAACUGGACCCCAUGACCGGCCGCUCACGGGGCUUCGGCUUCGUGCUCUUCAAAGAACCUGAAAGUGUAGACAAGGUUGUCACACACAAGGAACAUAAACUCAACGGAAAGGUCAUUGACCCCAAAAAAGCCAAAGCCAUGAAGAACAAAGAGCCUGUGAAGAAGAUCUUCGUCGGUGGUCUGUCUCCAGACACUCCUGAGGAGAAAGUCCGAGAGUACUUCAGUACCUUUGGAGAGUUGGAGUCAGUUGAACUUCCCAUGGAGAACAAAACCAACAAAAGAAGAGGCUUCUGCUUCAUCACAUUCAAAGAGGAGGAACCAGUUAAAGGGAUCAUGGAGAAAAAGUACCACAACAUUGGACUAAGCAAGUGUGAAAUAAAAGUGGCCAUGUCCAAGGAGCAGUACCAGCAGCAGCAGUACUGGGGAGGGAGAGGCGGAUACUCGUCCAGGUCGCGAGGAAGAGGCGGCGGUCCCAAUCAGAACUGGAACCAGGGCUACGGCAACUACUGGAAUCAAGACUACGGCAACUACGGCAACUAUGGCAACUACGGCUACGGUAACCAAGGAUACGGAGGCUACGGCAGCUACGGCGGCUACGACUACCCCGGUUACAACAACUACUACGGAUACGGCGACUACAACAACGUUGUGCCACGCGUGUAGAUCAAUCCGGCGGAUACGGCAAGUCGCCGCGGCGGGGCGCUCACGCCAACAGCUACAAGCCGUAUUAACGGAGGACAAGCGCUCGUCUUCAAGUAGGUACGUGGAGACGGAACUACGGCCUCCUGCUUUGAAUUGAACCUAGUUACAUUUACUUUGCUGUUUGGUAACGUUAUGUUUCAUUUUUUUCUCUUGUAAAUUCCUUUUUCUCAGCACCGUCACGUGCUUUUCAGUAGUGGUAACAUAGAGGCCGCACACUUGUGCCGAUUAUUUUAACAGCCGGCCUUCUGCUGCCUCUUUUUGCACCUUCUUUCUUUUUGUUUUCCUUCUCUUUUUUUAACUGUAACGUUAACAGGUAAAGUACUACUACAGUAAAUGGAUGUUCAAGGAAACAGAAAAGGAAGUAUGUUGUCUCCUAACUCUGACAUACCUUGUUUGUACCUGCCAGCGGAGCUUCCUUGCAGGCCAUGAGCUGACUCCCAGAUACUCUCAGGGCCGCUCAAUGCGGACCGGGUACGAGAAGCAUACGCUCUCGAAUGCUGCCAUUUGGUAUGGUCUUCCAACAUCCUGUAUCCGCAUUUCUAAACUAAACAAUAUGGGACACGUCCAGCUUUGUCAUCCUUCUUUCCAUUUUUUAAUUUCUUUGCAACUGUUUGUAAUGUAAAACCUUAAACUAUACACAUGUAAUUGUCGUUUUUUACAGGCCCUUCGCCCACAAGUAAUGAUUAUACACAUGAGAAAAUAACUAUUUGCUUUUCAAAGGAUACGUACAGCAUUCUCUGGACUUUCCAGUUCCCAUUGUUAACAUAUGCAUUCCUAAUCGUAUCUAAAUGCUUGUUCUUUAUUGAUCUCUUGUAGCCAGUAGUCCAUGAGCUAAAACCUGGUGGUAUUUGGACGAGCCUGUGUUUGGGGGAGAUAAAGUGCUUUACUUUGUCUACAUGUACUGCUCUGUUUUGUGUUACUCGCAGCGAUGGGAAAGACUCCUCCUUUUGUUAAUCCUCCUGUAACACAUUUUCCUCUUAUAACCUUUUGUAAAUCAAGAAGUUUCCAGAAAAUUUGCAUGUAAUGCUUUCUGUAAUGUGUACUUUUUUUGACCAAUCAAAGGUUUUUCUUCCAUUUAGUAUUUUGACACUUCAGGAUUUCUAGCUUAUGGACUAACUUUUUAAAAUGUAAAAUUAAUUCUUCUCAGUUUGUUUUUUUCACAUUGGACAUUUUAAACACGGGGGACUCCUGUUUGUUUUUGAGUUGACGAGGUCUUCGUCCCCGUCCAGCUGAUCCGGGUCUGUUUUGUUCUUUGCAGGUUUCACAGCGAUGAGAAAACGCCGCGGAGCGAUGGAGUGAUGGAGUGAUGGAGCGAUGGAGUGAUGGAGCGAUGGAGUGAUGGAGCGAUGGAGUGAUGGAUGAUGGAGCGAUGGAGUGAUGGAGUGAUGGAGCGAUGGAGCGAUGCCCGGAGAGGAGACGCUGAUGGUGCAAAGAUCACUGAGCUGAUCGUAAGAAAAUGAUGAAGAGCGCUACGACCUGCAGUACAUUUCCUCUACGUUUACCGGAGUACUCGUGUUGUAUCUUGUAUCCUGUGUUUUGCGUUUAUUUAGAUUGCUGCAAAGUUUUAACAGUUUGUGUUUCUCAUCCCUUCUGGUUUUGUUUUUUAAUUUAAUGUUCUCGAAUUUGCUUCAUCAGUUGGAAAAUAUCCCAUGUAUUUAUAUAAUAUAUAUGUAUUUAUAUAAUAUAUAUAUAUAUAUAUAAUAUAUAAUAUAUAUAUAUAAUUAUAUAUGAAAUGUUAGCAAAAAAUCCAUACGAAAGCGUUGUUACAUUUUACUCUUUAUUGUCAGUCAUAUAAUACACAUAAUUACAGUCACAAACACAGUAUAUAUGUAAAUAUAUACAUAUAUACAGAUGCAGGUAAUUGGACAUCAAGAAAUGCAAUGUAAUAAAAAUAAACGUUUGGAUUUUGUGAUCCUUUUGUGAUAUGUGAAUAUUAGAUCACAUGUUAGUGGAGUGUUCAAGGAAGUAUUUCAGCCAAGUUUCUAACAAUUUCCAUCCUCAUCUUCACCUUUUAUCGCAGCCUAAUCAAUAAGCUUGCAGUUGUUACAAAAUCACACACCCUUUGGAUUUAAAUAAAUAUUUUGCUCUGAAA
Messenger RNA from Gasterosteus aculeatus aculeatus (three-spined stickleback), 3313 nucleotides. RefSeq names its product heterogeneous nuclear ribonucleoprotein D (gene hnrnpd). Gene Ontology annotation, cellular component: chromatin; nucleoplasm. Lineage: Eukaryota; Metazoa; Chordata; Actinopteri; Perciformes; Gasterosteidae. Gene Ontology annotation, molecular function: RNA binding. The record is from RefSeq and is a predicted model, not a curated record. Gene Ontology annotation, biological process: regulation of gene expression.